GGCUGCUCUGCUAGCUAUACAAAUGCAGACAGUUGCCAAAAUGGCGGCCGAAGGAUCAGCAAGUGUUAAUCCAAAUGCGGAAAUUGUUCGCGGACAGAUUUUCGAGGUUGGUCCUCGUUACACAGGAUUAUCAUAUAUGGGAGAAGGAGCCUAUGGAAUGGUUGUUUCGGCUUAUGAUAACACUACUAAAACAAAAGUAGCUAUCAAGAAAAUUUCACCUUUUGAACAUCAAACAUAUAGCCAAAGGACUUUAAGGGAAAUAAAAAUCCUCACCAGGUUUAAACAUGAAAAUAUAAUAGAUAUAAGAGAUAUAUUGAGAACACCCUCUAUAGAUCAUAUGAAAGAUGUGUAUAUUGUUCAAUGCUUAAUGGAAACUGAUCUUUACAAAUUACUUAAGACACAGGCAAUAAGUAACGAUCACAUCUGCUAUUUUCUAUACCAAAUUCUUCGAGGGCUCAAAUAUAUACAUUCAGCGAAUGUAUUGCAUAGAGAUUUGAAACCAAGUAAUUUGUUAUUGAAUACCACGUGUGACCUUAAAAUUUGUGACUUUGGUUUAGCUAGAGUCGCGGAUCCAGAUCACAAUCAUGCGGGUUUUCUCACGGAAUAUGUAGCGACGAGAUGGUACCGCGCACCAGAAAUCAUGUUAAAUUCAAAGGGUUACACGAAAUCGAUAGAUAUUUGGUCUGUGGGCUGUAUUUUAGCAGAGAUGCUGUCUCGAAGAGCAAUUUUUCCAGGCAAACAUUAUUUGGAUCAACUUAAUCAUAUUUUAGGUGUACUUGGUUCACCAUCUCCCGAAGAUCUCGGAUGCAUUAUAAAUGAAAAAGCACGCAGUUACCUACAGUCAUUACCAUAUAAACCAAAAGUACCAUGGACGAGUCUAUUUCCAGAAGCAGAUCCAAAAGCUUUGGAUCUACUAGAUAAAAUGUUAACAUUUAAUCCUAAUAAACGAAUAGUUGUUGAAGAUGCAUUAGCUCAUCCAUAUUUGGAACAGUAUUACGAUCCAGCUGAUGAGCCUGUAGCGGAAGAACCGUUCAGAUUUGACAUGGAGUUAGAUGAUCUUCCCAAGGAAACUCUUAAAAAGUACAUUUUCGAAGAAACCAUAUUAUUCCAACAAAAUCAUUAACAAGACUAUAUAUAGUCAAUAGAUUGCAGGAUGACUGAAAAAAUAUAGUGUGAGAUGAAGUAACAUGGACUCAAAUUUGUUUACCAAACUAUCUUCUGUUACCGAAAAGAUGAGAUACAAUAUUAAGGUUAGUUCAUAGGUUGGCAGUUGUAGUAAAUUACCAUAUUUUCGGACACAAUUGUGUUCAAAAUACAAAAAAUUUAUGUGUUCUUAUUUUCUUUCUUUUCUACUGAUGAAAACACGGUGAUUUUCCUUUUUUUUUAUUUCAAAAAAAAAUUAUAAAAUCUAAGUUGUAAAUUGUAAAUCAUCGAUAUAUUAUAAAAAAAUUAAAUUUUCCAGUCACAUAUUUUGAAUGUAAAAUUUUUAAAUUGCGUAUAAUUUUUAUCAUUCUCUCGGUGUGUGCAAUAAAAAAAAAAAAAAAAAAAAAAAA
Leptopilina boulardi is the source of this 1553-nucleotide messenger RNA. RefSeq names its product mitogen-activated protein kinase 1 (gene rl). The transcript is spliced from 8 exons. Bases 23 to 1123 code for a protein of 366 amino acids. The record is from RefSeq and is a predicted model, not a curated record. Gene Ontology annotation, cellular component: nucleus; cytoplasm. Gene Ontology annotation, biological process: protein phosphorylation; intracellular signal transduction. Lineage: Eukaryota; Metazoa; Arthropoda; Insecta; Hymenoptera; Figitidae. Gene Ontology annotation, molecular function: ATP binding; MAP kinase activity.